CCUCGCUCAUUCCUUCCCAGGACGGCCUCUCUGUUGGUAGCGUUCGUGUCGACUGGCCAGAGUCCGCGAGCUGUUCUCUUAAUCUCUCUGCCUCUCUGCUUCAGAUCUCCUCAGGGAAGUACAGAGGGUAACUGUCUGUUGACUUAACAGGAACUACAGAAACCUCUGUCGUUGGCUCACCUCAUCUCACUUCUUGGUUCUGUUGAGUUCUGAUUUGCCAUGGCCUACCACAGUUUCUUGCUUGAGCCAAUCAGCUGCCACGCUUGGAACAAGGACCGGACCCAAAUUGCUUUGUGUCCCAACAACCAUGAUGUCCACAUCUACAAGAAGGACGGGACCAAAUGGACCAAGAUACAUGAACUGAAGGAGCAUAACGGACAGGUCACAGGUAUUGACUGGGCCCCUGACAGUAACCGUAUAGUGACGUGUGGAACUGACCGGAACGCCUACGUGUGGUCCCUGAAGGGGGACGUGUGGAAACCCACGCUGGUUAUCCUCCGGAUCAACCGGGCCGCUCGCUGUGUCCGCUGGUCCCCACGGGAGAACAAGUUCGCUGUCGGCAGCGGGUCUCGACUCAUCUCCAUCUGCUACUUUGAGCAGGAGAACGACUGGUGGGUCUGCAAGCACAUCAAGAAGCCGAUCCGCUCCACCAUCCUCAGUCUGGACUGGCAUCCCAACAAUGUUCUGCUGGCAGCUGGAUCCUGUGACUUCAAAUGCAGGGUGUUCUCUGCCUACAUUAAGGAGGUGGAGGAGAAGCCCGGUCCAACUGUGUGGGGGUCCAAGAUGCCGUUCGGGGAGGUGCUGUUUGAGUCUGGCCCCUCUGUGGGGGGGUCUGGGGGGGAAGGCGUUGGGGGAGGCUGGGUCCAUGGGGUGUGUUUCUCCCACAGUGGAAACCGCCUCGCCUGGACAUCACAUGACUCUACAGUGGCCAUCGCAGAGGGAGGGAAGACGAGCAGUAUCUGCAGUUUGAGCUCUGAGACUCUUCCUCUACUGUGUGUCACCUUCAUCACUGAAAACAGCAUAGUGGCUGCUGGUCAUGACUGUUACCCGGUGCUGUUUGUUUAUGACGGAGCGAAGGGUUCCUUAACGUUCGGAGGGAAGCUUGAUGUUCCCAAACAGACAUCCCAGAGAGGGAUCAGCGCCAGGGAGCGCUUCCAGAACCUAGACCGCCGCGCGACCACCUCAGAUACUGCAGAGCCGGUCCUGGAGAGCCUGCACAAGAACAGCAUCAGUCAGAUCUCAGUGCUGGAGGGAGGCAAGAGCAACUGUGUCAAGUUCUGUACCACUGGAAUGGACGGGGGGAUGGCCUUGUGGGACGUCAAGAGUCUGGAAUCAGCCAUGAAAGGCCUCAAGAUAGUUUGACAGUAUGAAGUCCGCAAUCGAACCAGCCAGCCAGCCAACAGCCAUUCAACCAGCCAGCCAACCGGCAUCAAACCAACCAGCCAGCCAACCAACCGGGACAUGAAGAAAUCUGGCAUCUUUAUCUUUGUCUGUCAGUCUGUCUGUCGCAGUUCUAAUUCACUUCUACUUGGUGAUUUAAAAUCAUUACAAAAGUAGAUGAAAGGGCAUGUGUUUCUUGCCAUCGUUUUACUUCUUUCUUUUUAAACUCAUUGGAGCUGUACAUUAUUCUUUAUCCUCUGUGCAGUUAAUUUCCUUGGGACCCAAGGGAGUCGUAUAGCACAACUUUCUGUAUCCGGGAAUAGGGGUAGAUUUGGGACUAUGUUUUUAUAUCUUUGUUUUCUAAACCAGAAAUUGCUUGUGCUCGAUCUUGCUAUUUGUCCUUAGGCAUCUCAUACAGUAAAAGGUACUAAAUCUGCACCUGUGCUCUGAUAUAUUGGCUAUCAUGCAUGAUUGAAUUGACUAAAACAUUUGGUGUUUGCACAAUGUAUUUUUGUUUUUGUUUUACAUAAACGGGACAGGACCACGAAAAUGAAAGGUCUAAGCUGAAUGUUGUUUUUAAAUCUGGCAUUCACAUUCAUAAUUCAUUUGUUUGGAGAAUGGGACAUUUCAGAUGCAAGACUUUUUUCAAACAUUUUUGAAAAGAGAAAACCAACUUACUCUGAAUUGUAAAGUGCCAAACAUUAGAGGAUUGGUGUAUGAGGUGUUAGAAGCUUACAAUUGAAAUGCUACUGCAGGUAUUGGUAUACACAGCUUCAGCGUGAAAUGUUACAACAGGUAUUCGUGAAGAAAGCUAAGCAGCAGUACCUGUUAAAUGCUUAUGCUGGUCAUAAAGUGCAUUUAAUAAAAGAUUUAUUACAGUA
Esox lucius (northern pike) is the source of this 2261-nucleotide messenger RNA. RefSeq names its product actin related protein 2/3 complex, subunit 1B (gene arpc1b). Gene Ontology annotation, cellular component: actin cytoskeleton; Arp2/3 protein complex. NCBI's taxonomy places the organism in Eukaryota, Metazoa, Chordata, Actinopteri, Esociformes, Esocidae. Gene Ontology annotation, molecular function: actin filament binding. The transcript is spliced from 10 exons. The record is from RefSeq and is a predicted model, not a curated record. Gene Ontology annotation, biological process: Arp2/3 complex-mediated actin nucleation. Bases 220 to 1362 code for a protein of 380 amino acids.